UUCAUUAAUAAAGAUAAAUUUUAUAUUUUUGAAGGAAUCAACAAAUGUAAUUUUAUAUGUGUACAUUUUUUUAUCAGAAAAAUGGAAGAAUUAGUGGAUAGGUUUCAUUAUGUGUUAAGUUCAUCCUUGACAGAAAAGUUGGUUAUUAAAAUAGGAACUCUUGAGGGAACUACUCAAAAACCUGAAUACGAUAAGCUUUUAACCGAUCCGUUACUAAAAUAUUCAGGACUAAAUCAGGAAGGAUGUGCAGAUCUUAUGGUGAUGGCAGUUGUUUAUGACAAGAAAGAGCCCUUGGCAUUACCAGUCUCAACUUCUUACAAAACGUUUACAUCACGCUGGAAUUGGAAUGAAUGGAUUACAUUACCUGUGCAAUUUAGUGAUUUACCCAGAAAUUCUCAGUUAGCAUUAACAAUUUAUGAUUGUGUAGGACCUAAUAAGUUGUCUCCUGUAGGAGGAACAACAGUAUCACUUUUUAGUAAAUAUGGCCUUUUUAGACAGGGAAUGUUGGAUUUAAGAGUUUGGCCCAACAAAGAAGCAGAUGGUAAUUUUCCCAGUUCAACCCCUGGAAAAGUAAAAGGUGAUGGUCAUGAUCAAAUGCAACGAUUAGCAAAACUGGCUAAGAAACAUCGUAAUGGCCAUAUAACAAAAGUUGAUUGGUUGGACAGGCUUACAUUUCGAGAAUUGGAAAUGAUCAAUGAAAAAGAAAAGCGUUGUUCAAAUUAUUUGUAUUUAAUGAUAGAAUUUCCGACGAUAAUAAUCGAUAGUAUACCCCACCAAGUAGUUUAUUUUGAUCAGGACGUCGAAGAAGUUUAUCAGUUUAGAACACAAGCUGAUGUAGUUACAGUUCCUGAUCAUGAAAUACUUAAGGAAAAUUUAGUAGAAAGUAAGCACCACAAGUUGGCAAGGUCUCUAAGGAGUGGUUUGUCUGAUAAAGACGCUAAACCUAAUGCCACUGUUAGGGAUAUGUUAAACAGUAUAGUUUCUUAUCCUGCAACCAAAUUAUUAACGAAUGAAGAACAGGAUAAUGUGUGGAAGUUUCGGUUUUAUCUCAGUAAUCAGAAGAAGGCUUUAACAAAGUUUUUGAAAUGCGUGAAUUGGACGCAAAACAACGAAGUUCGCCAGGCAUUAUCAAUGCUAGAACUCUGGGCACCAAUGGACGUUGAAGACGCUUUAGAAUUACUUAGUCCUAAUGUUAUUUUUCGUAAAAUGUACUUAACUGUGAUGAAAACAUUUUGUCUGACUCUCAGUAAAGGUGGAGCAGAUUAUCAGAAAACAAAGGAUUAUUUGGCUAGUCAGCAAAAAUUCAUCAAUAGCCUCGUGAUGCUUGUUAAAACUGUGAUUAGUGAAGGUGGAAAUAGGGCGAAGAAAAUGUCAAAAUUGCAACAGUUACUGGCUGAUCCGAACGCCUUUAAAUUUAACUUUGCAAAUUUUGAGCCGUUUCCAUUUCCACUAGAUCCAGAGGUGUACAUUAAAGGGAUCCUUUCAGAAAAAGCUAGUCUUUUCAACUCUGCUUUAAUGCCUUCCAAGUUGCAUUUUGUGACAACCAAUAAUGCUGAGUACGUCGCAAUUUUUAAGCACGGCGACGAUUUGAGACAAGACCAGCUCAUUUUACAGAUGAUCACUUUAAUGGAUAAGCUACUUAGAAAAGAAAAUUUGGAUUUAAAGUUGACGCCUUAUAGGGUUUUGGCAACGAGUGCCAAACAUGGUUUCUUGCAAUAUAUCGAUUCUGUAACUGUGGCUGAGGCACUAGCAAAAGAAGGUAGCAUCCAUAACUUUUUUAGAAAAUACCAUCCUCAGGAAAAUGGUCCGUAUGGUAUUGCACCUGAGAUCAUGGAUACUUAUGUCAGGUCGUGUGCAGGUUACUGUGUAAUUACCUAUUUACUGGGUGUUGGAGAUAGGCACCUGGAUAAUCUUCUCUUAACAGAAUCUGGAAAAUUGUUUCAUAUUGACUUUGGUUACAUUUUGGGGCGAGAUCCCAAGCCAUUACCUCCUCCUAUGAAAUUGAGUAAAGAGAUGGUAGAAGGUAUGGGUGGAAUUAGUUCAGAGCACUACCAAGAAUUUCGGAAACAAUGCUAUACAGCAUUCCUGCAUCUUCGGAGGCAUGCUAAUUUAAUGUUAAACUUGUUUUCUUUGAUGGUGGAUGCGAGUGUACCAGAUAUAGCUUUAGAACCUGAUAAGGCUGUUCGAAAGGUGCAAGAUAAAUUACGUUUGGACUUGAGUGAUGAAGAAGCUGUUCAUUAUAUGCAGAAUUUAAUUGAUUUGUCCGUAACUGCGGUAAUGGCAGCCUUGGUGGAACAGCUUCAUAAAUUCGCCCAAUAUUGGAGAAAGUGAUUUAAACAUUUUGUAUUGUAAUAAUUUUUUUACUAAUUGUGAUGUACAAAUGUGUGAUAGUAUUUAUCUUUAUAUAAUAAAUUAAAUAAAUAAAAAGUAAUUUCUUCUUUUA
Molecule: messenger RNA, 2443 nt
Organism: Agrilus planipennis (emerald ash borer)
Lineage: Eukaryota; Metazoa; Arthropoda; Insecta; Coleoptera; Buprestidae
Product: phosphatidylinositol 3-kinase catalytic subunit type 3
Exons: 9
Coding region: 82-2331 (749 amino acids)
Biological process (GO): autophagosome assembly; autophagy of peroxisome; endocytosis
Cellular component (GO): phagophore assembly site; cytoplasm; endosome
Molecular function (GO): 1-phosphatidylinositol-3-kinase activity
Source: RefSeq, a predicted model, not a curated record